Molecule: messenger RNA, 1959 nt
Organism: Cyclopterus lumpus (lumpfish)
Lineage: Eukaryota; Metazoa; Chordata; Actinopteri; Perciformes; Cyclopteridae
Gene: efcc1
Product: EF-hand and coiled-coil domain containing 1
Exons: 8
Coding region: 46-1959 (637 amino acids)
Molecular function (GO): calcium ion binding
Source: RefSeq, a predicted model, not a curated record
AGUAACCGCGUUGAGUUUGAGGAAAUAUGGUGUUUCUCGGUGGGAAUGAUGGACGUAGUAGACUCCAUUGAUCCGUACAGUCGACCGGCGCGCAGGACACAAUGGGUGGUCAGCACUCUGGCUUACCAUUACGGACUGGACCGGGGGGUGGAGAACGAGAUCAUAGUUCUGGCUACCGGCUUGGAUCAGUACCUCCAGGAGAUCUUCCAUCAUAUGGACUAUCAUGGCGGGGGGAAAAUCCCCGUCGAGGAUUUCAACAUUCUGUGUGACGUCCUGGGACUAAACAAAGACUCGGAGGACACGGAGUGCACCGGGGUCCUGGACAACCUGCCCGACGAGCUCACCUUCAGACACUUCCACGCCAAGCUGUGCGGGUACUUCAGCACCAAGGCGGGGCGCCAAUACGAGAACGGCCGGCUGCUGGUCGGGAAGGACAGCGAGCACAUAGAGACUCAGAUCCGCCUGCGGAGCCCCCUGAGGCGGCGAGAGAAGCUUCUGUCCGGGGGCGCGAGCAGCGACUCCUGCCCCGCCGCCGCCGCUGGGGUUGGUGGUGGUGGGCGGCACGCCUCCGGCUGCAGGCUCGGGUCCUGCACCAAGGAGUGCUACGAGGAGAUAGUGGCGCUGGAGGAGGCCGAGGACCGGAUAGCAAAGCUGGAGGACGAAAACGCAAGUUUGCGCGAGCUCAUCGAAGACAUGCGCGCCGCACUUCAGAGCAGCGACGCCCGCUGUUUGGCUCUGCAGGUAGGACUAUGGAAAAGCCAUUCCAAGCAUAAACCAGAGGAUGGCUGCCUCGCCGCCCACCAGAAACAAGCAAGCCAGAAGAGUUUGAGCAACCUGAAGAGCCUGCAGAGCAUCAUCCACGAGAUAGAGCUGCUGCGGAGCUCCAGAGACCUGCAGGUAGAGGAGGCCAUGCUGUGUAACGAGAGGAUGGAGCAGGAGCUGUGGACCUCGAAGGAGACCGUGGCCACCCUGGAGGACUGCAACCGAACCCUGAAGAGGGAGCAGGUGGGCAUGAGGAGGAAGGUGGAGGAGGCCAGGCAGGCGCUGCUCAGCGGCCUGGGUAAGGUGAAGGAACUGGAGGCCAAGGCCAACCAUGUGCCGACGCUGCAGAGGCACGUCCUCCAGCUGGAAUCAGAGCUCCUCUACUACAGGUCAGAGGUGUCGAAACUGCAACUCCCAGGCAGCACCGGGGCGGAGGAGCAGCAGCCCGGCGUCGGCAGCAGGCCGGGCCAGAGAUGCUGCUCGGACUCCCAGCACGACCGAUGCUCUCCAACGGGGCGUGCUGUGACGACGCCGGAUAAAAUGGAGGAGCAGCUGUUUCGUUCGGUGGAGGGCCAGGCGGCGUCCGACGAGGAGGACGAUAAGUUGACCGACGAUCAGCAGCGGCAGGUGGACGAGGUGAAGAGGAUCUUGACGAGGCUGUCCUGCUGCGGGGAAAGGUGCGACGACAAGGCGUUCAAGAAACUGAUGUCCAAUUAUGGGAGCUCGAGGAGCGAGGAGAGCUGCAGCGCUGUGGUGGAGCUCCUGGAGAGGGUGGCCAGGUUGCAUAAGCAGCUGGAGCUAAAGGAGAGCCAGGCGGAGAUGGACAUGGACCAGAUGAAGGACUCUCUGGUGCAGGAGCUUCAGCAGAAGGCAGAGGAGACUGAGCUGCUUCAGAUGGAGCUGCAGAUGCUGGAGACGGAGCGGGUUCGUCUGUCGCUGGUGGAGGAGAAGCUUGCGGACAUCCUGCAGCUCCUGCAGCAGCUCAGGGACCUGAACGUCUCGCGGCGGUCCCUCGGGAAAAUCUUGCUCAGCACUUUGGGGUCCUGCAGCGACCCGCAACACGGGAAAGCUCACAUCCUGGAGGUGCUCAACGCCCUCUAUCAUGAGCUGGCCGCCUGCGAGAUCCUGUCCGCUGGUGGACAUUUGGAGCGAACACAGAGCCAGCGGUCUCUGAGCGCCCUCUUCAUCUCCUGCUAA